AUGAUAUCGUCCUUCUGGUCCUGGUUGAGUCCCACCAGGUUAUCUGCGAUUGGUGCGGGCGACGAGGACACUGGUCUUGACUGCGGGGGUGUUUCCUCGUCGCGACGGUGCGACGAUCUGAACUUCUUGAUCCGUCGUUUCCGCACAAGCGGCUCCACAGGCACCAGGUCGGGCUGUUUCGACUCGUCGUCCCGUUUGCGUUUCGGUGCAACGUCUAUCGGCUCGUCUCCCAUAAUAAAAAAAAACAAAGAUAAUUUUUAUUUGUUUCCCCCCAAUAUGUCUUCUCGCAGAACAAGACGACAGGCCGAGCCCCACAAGGACUACGGCGACUACGACGAGAACCAUUUCGACGACGACGACUCGCUCGAGGAGGUCACGCGGUGCAUUUGCGGGAAAGACGAGCUCAUCAUCCCAGACAACGCAGGCACAGAGUUUGACGACGUGGACACAGGGUUCUUUAUCCAGUGCGAGUCGUGCUCUGUGUGGCAGCACGGGUACUGCGUGGGCAUCAUCGACGAGGACACUGCUCCGGAGAAGUACUGGUGCGAGAGCUGUCGCCCGGAACACCACGACCUGUUUACAGACAAAUAUGGGUUCCGCAGAAGCAGAUACAACCCGUACCAGGAAAUCAAACGCAACAAGCGGCGUUUGCAGGAGCGCGCGGCCGCAGAGUCGCCGGCUCCUGUGGCUUCUGCGCCAGUGAGCGUCGAGUCCGGCUCGGGAACGCCGCCUACCUCGGUCGCCACCACGCCCCCUCGUAUGGAGGUGAAGCGGGAAAAGAGUGCCGAGGAAAGCGAGAAACGCAAACGUGCCCGCGGGACGUUGAACUCGCGCGAUGCAGAGUACGAGCAGAUGCUCAAACGGGCCCUCGAGGAGUCCGCCAAGGAAAGCGGCGUCCAGCCUGACGAGGUCAACCUGUCCUCGUCCAACGAGUCUGCCUCCAGAGAGACCAGGUCCAGAAAGAAGGUGAAAGACGAGCCUUCCCAGGACGAAGAGGCCUCGCCCACAAACACUAGUCAACCACAAAAACUCACUCCGCCAACCUCGGCCUCGUCGUCCACGUCCGCAUCCACAAAGAAAUCAAAGAAAAAGAAAGAGGAGCCCCAAGACAAGAAGAAACAGCCAAAGAUCGAAUUGGCCGAGGAUAAGCCGUUCAAGGCUAACCUUCCUAGUCAGCGCAUCAGCAUGAACGAGAUGAAACGACGGGUCUUCUCCAUCAUGGAAUUUGUCUCCAACAUCCAAACAGAACUUACAAAUGAGGAAGACUUCAAACACAGCCUGCUCAAUUACACCAGCGAAGAUUCCACAGAAGAGACACUCAGGUUGCAAAAAGUCCUCAUCGAUUGCUACAACGAGUCCGUGACCCAGCUGGACUCGCUCACAGAAAAGCUCAACCCCAUUGGGCUUGACCAAGGUAUAGUUCUUGGGAUUCAGCUUGUUGCGGAACAGCUUCAUCAGCACCUGUUUCAGUCUCGGGCUGUGCUGCAUGUAUACGUUGCUGUCGCUGUUGUCGGCGAAGCUGAUCCCGUUGAUCACGUUGCCCAUGGCGGAGUUGGACACUUUUUCAAAAAUGGAGUCGUCGUCGUCCUUGAGACGCUGUGCCACGCCGCUGUUCUUCAACAGUGUCUUUACGAGCUCCAGUUUGUGGGCAGGGAACCCUGUCUGUUGCAACUGUCUUGUGAGUCUGGACAGCUGGCUCGAUGCGUGAGCUUCGUAUCUCAAGGCGUAGAGCGCGAGAAGCUUGAGCUUUGUGUUUUCGUCGAGCGGCGGCAGCGGCUGGCCGUUUUGGAGCUUUCUAUCGAACAGCAGGUCUUCCAGCUCGGCCAAGUCUGCGCUGGAGUUGUCGUUUGUGGCCAGCGACUGUUCGAGUUCGCCCACCUCCCAGAGUCUGAGCUGGUUGAUUUUCUUGUCAAUCUCGGUGGAGAGGAGCAUGUGCUUGGACAGGUUGAUGGAUGUUUUCUUGAACUCUGGGUAGUUUUCCAAGAAGAACUUCAUGUCCUUGAUGGAGCUGAUGUUGGAGCUGGUUUUCGUUUUCGCUUUGUAUGUUUCAAUGAACUUCUUCAGACUUUCCGACAGAUCGCCAAAGUUGAGAUACAUGGAUUCUUUGUAGAACUGGUCUGUUUGCUCGUUGACCACCAAUUCUUUAAGCUCUUCAGACACAUUGGCCAUCUGGGACAUGUCGACGGUGUUGUUGCGGAUUCCCAGCAGCUCGUGGAUCAUGGACUGCUUGGCGCACAUCUUGGAGUUGGACUCGUACCGGAUGACGGGCUUGUAUUUGAGCGAGAGCAGCACGGACAUGAGGCUUUGCAACGACUGGUCAAAGGCGGGCUGGUUCCACGAGUCAUGGACCAAGGGGCUGUGUGGGGCGAGUUUCUGCGGCAUUGUGAACAACGAGCUGUUGACCACGAGAUAGUCCUGGAACACUUCGACGACUUUGGAGAUCAUCUCCAGGUCGUCCGACUCUGCGAGUCUUUCCAAGUGCGAACGGGACACCGUAUUGGAGAAAUAGACGGUGUAAUUUUUGUAGUUUGGGUUGGCUAUUUCCUUGGCCAGGUCGCCGAUGGUGGCUGA
This is a messenger RNA of Ogataea philodendri, 2571 nucleotides long. RefSeq lists its product as uncharacterized. The record is from RefSeq and is a predicted model, not a curated record. Lineage: Eukaryota; Fungi; Ascomycota; Pichiomycetes; Pichiales; Pichiaceae. The transcript has 3 exons. Gene Ontology annotation, biological process: negative regulation of silent mating-type cassette heterochromatin formation; negative regulation of rDNA heterochromatin formation. Gene Ontology annotation, cellular component: Rpd3L-Expanded complex; Rpd3L complex. Bases 1 to 2571 code for a protein of 856 amino acids.